This is a messenger RNA of Musa acuminata subsp. malaccensis (wild Malaysian banana), 1560 nucleotides long. The record is from RefSeq and is a predicted model, not a curated record. Lineage: Eukaryota; Viridiplantae; Streptophyta; Magnoliopsida; Zingiberales; Musaceae.
UUUACUCCUUUUUGCCGGAACUGUGACUCGGUGGUUGUUUGCUCUCCCACCCUCACUUGCCUUUCAUUCUUAACUCCCAAGCGAGUCCUCCUGGGUCUAACCCGUCCCUUUCUUCCCGGUCUCACUCUGCAUCAGCCUUCUCCCUUAUCUAUCUCCCUUCUCCUUCAGGCCCCCCUCAGGGAAUUGCAGCAGCCUUCCCCUGCCAAAGCCGAUGCCUCUCUGCGUUUCCCACCUGAGGAAUUCUGCAGUUUGAUUCAGAUUUUUCGAGGGGUCGAUAUGCCUUUCAACAUUGUUUCAGCAUGGAACAAGAGAAGAAGAAGCAAAUCCCACGAUCAUAUGGACCCUUGGAUAUAUGAGCCUGUUGAUUAUUGGCAACUUAAAGGACAAAAACCCUCUUUCGGAAGGCGCAAUUGCUCAUCUGUUUUCACUCUCAGGGAAAUGGAGGAGGCAACAUCUUCAUUUAAUGAAGAGAACCUGCUCGGAAAAGGAGGAUUUGGCCGGGUGUACAAGGGAAUUCUCAGGAAUGGAGAGGUUGUUGCGAUCAAGAAGAUGGAUUUACCUCCUUAUAAACAAACCGACGGUGAACGCGAGUUCCGAGUAGAAGUAGACAUCUUGAGCAGACUGGAACAUCCAAAUUUGGUAACACUGAUCGGAUAUUGUGCCGACGGGAAGGAUAGGUUUCUCGUCUACGAGUACAUGCCAAAUGGAAACCUUCAAGAUUAUUUGAAUGGAAUUAGGGAAACAAAGAUGGACUGGGCUUUGAGGCUGAAGGCAGCACUCGGAGCAGCGAGGGCUUUGGCUUAUCUCCAUUCCAGUUCUGCUGCUGGUAUUCCUGUUGUGCAUAGAGACUUCAAAUCUACCAACAUUCUCUUGAAUGAAUACUUUGAGGCCAAGAUUUCUGACUUUGGACUUGCUAAGCUAAUGCCAAACGGUGAGGAUAUAUAUGCAACCACAAAGCUCCUAGGUACUUUUGGCUACUUUGAUCCUGAGUAUGCAUUGACAGGAAAGCUCACCUUACAGAGUGAUGUCUACGCCUAUGGCGUCGUCCUGCUUGAACUGUUGACCGGUCGGACAGCAGUAGAACUCAACCGGGGUCCUUGUGAACAAAAUCUUCUGUUACAGGUACAGGACUUUGAAUUGUAGGAUAGAUAACCUACGGGUAAAUGCAGUAAGCUCAUGAAGGCUUACAUGUUCUAGGUUCGACGUCUAUUAAAUGAUCGAAAGAAACUGCGAAAAGUGGUUGAUCCUGACAUGGCUAAAAGCUCAUAUACCAUGGACUCCAUCUCCAUGUUUGUAAGCCUUGCCGCACGCUGUGUCCGCAUGGAAAGCAGCGGGAGGCCAUCCAUGGCAGAGUGUGUGAAGGAGCUGCAACUCAUCAUAUGCGCCAAUACGAGAGUAUAAACAAACCAUGUUGUGAAGAACUCAGAUUCGUAGGAACAGGUUUUUGUAUGUUAAGCAUCCGAUUGAAGAUUUCUUUUGCCAUUUUUUUUUUAAUGUCAUUCGAGAUACUACAAACAAUUCAAGACACAGUGUGAAUAGUAGGAGUGUUGUGUUUCGGAA